This is a messenger RNA of Dichotomopilus funicola, 393 nucleotides long. RefSeq lists its product as uncharacterized. NCBI's taxonomy places the organism in Eukaryota, Fungi, Ascomycota, Sordariomycetes, Sordariales, Chaetomiaceae. The transcript has a single exon. The record is from RefSeq and is a predicted model, not a curated record. Bases 1 to 393 code for a protein of 130 amino acids.
AUGUCGUUCUCAGACAGCGAGACGUCGGGCGCCGUCCGCAAGGCUGACGAGUGCACCGUGGUCAACAACUUCGACGGCGAGAGGGGCUACGACUACCACGAGUGGAAGUUUACAAUCCUCCGCUGUCUCGACUACGACGGCCUUCGAGGUUUUAUCGAUGGCACGGCUUCACUCAGCCCCGAAGCUACCGAGCAUGAAAAGUUGGAGUUUAUGCGCAAGAAAAUCAGCGCCUACACGACCCUUCGCAACUCCGUCAGUGGCUGGCUCGCAACGGUGGCCGCCAAUGGGUCCUAUCGGGACAGGCUCUUGCAGGCUCGGUUCGACAACACCUACGACGCCAAACGGCUGUGGGAUGUGGUCCAUGAGUGCUGUGACGAGGACGUUUUCAACUAA